AUGGAUCACAUACCGGCUUGGAAGAGAAUCGCUAUAAAAAAUCAAGAACGCGCUACAGAUGACGGUGAUACGACUGCUCUAAAUGUGACAACGCACUUGGCGACAGCGAAUCUAAGCAAACGAGAAAAGAGAAAGAUUAUUAGAGGAGAACCAGAGAACGGAAAGGGCAAAAAGGCGCUCGCCAACCCUAACAAGAAGCAGAAGAAGGACAAGGCACCUCGCGAGGAAAGACUGCUGAAUAAAGAACAGGUGCUAAAGGACCAGCUGCGAUACUUAAUCGACUUUUACCGCGAGAAAGUUGGUGAGCUCCCACAAGAGGUAUGGUCGCAUAAGCCGGUACAAGCACAACUGGGAGAGUCUUCCAUUUCUAAGGACGAGAAAGAUACCGACGACGCGAAGCCUCAGGUAGUGGAGGUGUGGAAAUUUUCGAAGCAGAAACAAAACUGGCUAUUGAAGCACAUUCUAGACGUGACACAGAUCCCUGCAUGCUACGACGACCUACUGUACGCUUAUUUCAAAGAUCUGAAGGGUGGUUCGAAAGCUGCGCUUGAAAAGGCCUGUCAAGAAUGCCUCGAUCGGCACGAAAAGGGACAACUGGCGGCACAAACCAGCUCCGAGAUAGAGCGGCUUGAAAAAGAAGAGGAUAGCGAAAAGGGCCAAGCGCAAGAGUCUACCGACACCGCCGAAAAACCUGCGAAAACGGAACAGAAAGAGCAAGGAGAGCAACCAGCUGACGUGAAAGCGGCUGAAGAUGAAGCUCCUCCAUCCGAUGAACAAGUCAAUCGCGCACAGAAGCUGCUCAGCUAUCUAAGGCAAGCCUGA
Lachancea meyersii CBS 8951 is the source of this 822-nucleotide messenger RNA. The record is from the annotation of a GenBank genome assembly. NCBI's taxonomy places the organism in Eukaryota, Fungi, Ascomycota, Saccharomycetes, Saccharomycetales, Saccharomycetaceae.